GCCCACCUCGCUGCCCAGGCCCCCGACGCCGCGGCAGGAGCCCCCCCAAGAGCGCGGGAAGCCCCGCGGACCUGGCGCUCCCGGCUCGGGCGUGGACGGGGCGGGCGCCGGGGCGGGGCGCGCGUCCUCGCGGGUCUGAAUGGAAGGGUCGAGGUCGUCGGCGGCGGCGAGCAGAUCCUGAAGCCAGAACUCCACCCCGGCGCCCGCGCCAUGCGGCGGGAGAGGUGCGGCGCCCCCCACCCGCGUCGCCGCCAUGGAGGUGCUGCGGCGCUCCUCGGUCUUCGCCGCCGAGAUCAUGGACGCCUUUGACCGCUCGCCCACAGACAAGGAGCUGGUGGCCCAGGCCAAGGCGCUGGGCCGGGAGUACGUGCACGCGCGGCUACUGCGCGCCGGCCUCUCCUGGAGCGCGCCCGAGCGCGCCGCGCCGGUCCCGGGACGCCUGGCUGAGGUGUGCGCGGUGCUGCUGCGCCUGGGCGAUGAGCUGGAGAUGAUCCGGCCCAGCGUCUACCGCAACGUGGCACGUCAGCUGCACAUCUCCCUGCAGUCUGAGCCUGUGGUGACCGAUGCGUUCCUGGCCGUGGCUGGCCACAUCUUCUCUGCAGGCAUCACGUGGGGCAAGGUGGUGUCCCUGUAUGCGGUGGCCGCAGGGCUGGCCGUGGACUGUGUGAGGCAGGCCCAGCCUGCCAUGGUCCACGCCCUCGUGGACUGCCUGGGGGAGUUCGUGCGCAAGACCCUGGCAACCUGGCUGCGGAGACGCGGCGGAUGGACUGAUGUCCUCAAGUGUGUGGUCAGCACAGACCCUGGCCUCCGCUCCCACUGGCUGGUAGCUGCACUCUGCAGCUUCGGCCGCUUCCUGAAGGCUGCCUUCUUCGUGCUGCUGCCAGAGAGAUGAGCUGCCCACCUGGCAGUGGCCGCAGCCUGGCCCUCUGGGCCCAACGCAGGAGGCCCUCAGCACCCGAACACAUCUUCCUCCUCCCCACCCGAGCCUGGAGCACUCUAACCCUCGGAGACCCCCUAAGCCCCGUUCCUCCGCAGACCCAGGCCCUCCGGAAGGGGUGAGUGGGGAGGGGCUUUCCUGAGCCUGGAGCUGGGCUUUGGGGCAGCCUGCGACCCUCCCCGCUUGUGUCCCUUCUCCUGUGAUCUCUGUGUUUUCCCUUUUCUUUCUGGGGCCAGGAAGUCAGGGUCAACUCCCAGACCUCAGAUGCAGGGGCCCAGAACACCUGCUCUCACCUGAGCCCCAGGUGAAGGGGCCCGGGAACACCUGCUCUCACCUGAGCCCCAGGUGAAGGGGCCCGGAACACCUGCUCUCACCUGAGCCCCAGGUGAAGGGGCCCGGAACACCUGCUCUCACCUGAGCCCGAGGUGAAGGGGCCCGGAACACCUGCUCUCACCUGAGCCCCAGGUGAAGGGGCCUGGGAACACCUGCUGUCACCUGAGCCCCAGGUGAAGGGGCCCGGAACACCUGCUCUCACCUGAGCCCCAGGUGAAGGGGCCUGGGAACACCUGCUCUCACCUGAGCCCCAGGUGAAGGGGCCCGGAACACCUGCUCUCACCUGAGCCCCAGGUGAAGGGGCCCGGAACACCUGCUCUCACCUGAGCCCCAGGUGAAGGGGCCCGGAACACUUGCUCUCACCUGAGCCCCAGGUGAAGGGGCCCGGAAACACCGCUCACCUGAACCCGGGGGUCCCAUCCCAGGAAGAGGGGCCAUCUCAGGACAUGAGUCCUCAGGGGCCCUGCACAUUCAAUCUGAAGGUGACCCUGGCCUGGCUGAAGCUGGAAGAGCUGUGGGGACUCAGCCUGUAAACAGAGCGUAAGGUUCACAUGCUGGUUGCUUAAUCCGUUUCUGGAGGAAGAGUAUGACCCCCCACCUGUGAUGGGGUCCUUGUGCGGUGGGGACUGGGGCCGGCGGGCUCCAGGCCAGCACACCUAACCCAUGGAUGUGAAACCUAUGGCCGAGAAGGAAUGUUGCAUGAGUCGGAUCCCAGUCCAUUUUCACGUCAGUGGAGGGUGAGGGUGACCCCAUCUGCUAUUUUUGUGCUCAUCCUCAUACAACCAUUUGGGGAUGUGCCUAUUAGGGCUCUGUAAGAACUCAGAUGCCUGGGAAACCCAGCCCCUCAGGUGCCCCCACACACAGCCUUCCCUUGACGCCUACAUUUCUAGGCACAUGUGAGGCAUCUUUCCUGGAGCCCCGAGCCAGCCCUGUCCCUCCCCAGUGCAGCAUGGCACUCAGGAGAUACAGGCUGGACAUGGGGCAGUCAUUCUGGGGAGGCCUGGCCUAGCAGCCUGCCCUCCACACGCCACCCACCUGAGCCCUCCUGGCCAGGCUUCGUGCUGGGGUGGGCCAUGUGCCAGGACAGGAGGGUCCCGGCGGAAAGCCAGCCCCGGACUCUACGUGACAUUGAGAUCCCACUGGAGGGUAGGGGUAGUAAUAAACUUCUCCAAAUGAUCGUUGUCAUUUUAGACAGAA
Molecule: messenger RNA, 2467 nt
Organism: Gorilla gorilla gorilla (western lowland gorilla)
Lineage: Eukaryota; Metazoa; Chordata; Mammalia; Primates; Hominidae
Gene: BOK
Product: BCL2 family apoptosis regulator BOK
Exons: 5
Coding region: 254-892 (212 amino acids)
Biological process (GO): release of cytochrome c from mitochondria; regulation of apoptotic process; extrinsic apoptotic signaling pathway in absence of ligand
Cellular component (GO): mitochondrial outer membrane
Molecular function (GO): BH domain binding
Source: RefSeq, a predicted model, not a curated record